Messenger RNA from Alternaria rosae, 1009 nucleotides. Its product is annotated as regulatory subunit of cyclin-dependent kinase. NCBI's taxonomy places the organism in Eukaryota, Fungi, Ascomycota, Dothideomycetes, Pleosporales, Pleosporaceae. The record is from RefSeq and is a predicted model, not a curated record. Gene Ontology annotation, molecular function: protein kinase binding; histone binding; cyclin-dependent protein serine/threonine kinase activator activity. The transcript is spliced from 4 exons. Gene Ontology annotation, cellular component: cyclin-dependent protein kinase holoenzyme complex; SCF ubiquitin ligase complex. Gene Ontology annotation, biological process: regulation of mitotic cell cycle. Bases 237 to 590 code for a protein of 117 amino acids.
GGGUAAACAAGAGCUGUUUGGGUUCAUUUACUUGAACUAUUCUUUCUCUCACUCGAUAACUACACGCCCGACGCGCCCGAACACGAGACUCUGCAUCCAAGCGCUUCUUCCCACAUCCACGACGGCGACUUCCCGCUAGGCAACGCAGCUGCCCGCCCCGCUCGCUUCUACCACCCGCCGACACCCCACUGACGACCUCGGAGCACACGAGCUCUUCACACCACCCUACGCGCACCAUGUCGGGCGAGUUGGAUAUUGACUUCACGCGCCGAAACAAGAAGCCGCGCCCGCUAUCGGAGCACGAGAAGGAAAAGCUGGAUGAAUUUGUCGACGCGAUCCAUUACUCGGCGAGAUACUCGGACGACGCAUACGAAUAUCGCCACGUGCAGCUGCCUAAGCAGAUGCUAAAGGCUAUCCCAAAAGACUACUUCGACGGCGCGCGAGGCACACUGAAGCUGCUAUGGGAGGAGGAAUGGCGGGCACUGGGCAUCACACAGAGUCUGGGAUGGGAGCACUACGAGGUCCAUGAGCCAGAACCUCACAUUUUGCUUUUCAAGCGACCGAUCAACUAUCAGCCUCCCAUGCACUGAUUCAGCAUCAAACCGCGGCGCAGCCAAAGGUCUCCUCCACGUUGACUGAACACGCGCAGUAGCUGCGCACACCACCACGGCACACGAGACGGCCUAUUCGCGAUACCUUCUUUAUCCAUUUCCAGCGAGGCGCGUUAAACAUAACGACGAUAUGAUUACGGUGGUAUGAUCAAUGCGCUGGGGUUGUAGGUUUACGACCGGGUCGAAAGCGCGUCUCUAUAUCCAUUAUGAUAGGGUACCCGAAGCCCACAAUUGUACAUAUGGCCGAGGCAGGAGGGGUAAGGAGUACUGGACAUUGGGCAAGAUAAUAUGGAUUAGGUAUAUGGCUGUUAGUUGCUACGAGGGUUUAUGAUAGAUCCAUAGCUACCUCACCUGGUCCAAAUCUGAUACUUGUUGAAAUGAUCUUAUUGCACCAGAGU